GGGUCGGUCACAUGACCUGCUUGCGUGGUCACGUGACAGCGCGACGCAGCGGCUGCUACUUCCGGACUGAUUCCGCCGCUGCGGACUGUCGCUCAGCUCUCAGCACAGAAACACGAGGCGGGGAAGGUGAACGAGAUGAACAGCGAAAACUUCACCCUGAGUGAGAAGAUCGUGUCGGCCUCCUACAUUCGACAGGGGUCUCAGGCGCGACGCGGCCACGAGCAGCUCAUCAGACACUUGCUGGAGCAGGGCAAGUGUCCGGAGGAGGGAUGGAGCGAGAGCACCGUAGAGCUCUUCCUGAACGAGCUGGCUGUGAUGGACAGCAACAACUUCCUCGGCAACUGUGGAGUGGGGGAGAGGGAAGGCCGGGUGGCGUCCAGCCUUGUGGCGAGACGACAUUACAGGUUGAUCCAUGGCAUCGGUCGGUCGGGUGACAUCGCCGCUAUUCAGCCCAAAGCGGCAGGAUCCAGUCUGCUGAACAAGCUGACCAACUCAGUUGUGUUGGACAUCUUAAAGCUCACAGGUGUGCGCAGUGUGGCAAGCUGCUUUGUCGUCCCCUUGGCAACAGGUAUGAGCUUGACCCUGUGCUUCCUGACCCUUCGUCAUCGGAGGCCCAAGGCUCGCUACAUCCUUUGGCCUCGCAUCGACCAGAAGUCCUGUUUCAAAGCCAUGAUCACAGCAGGUUUUGAACCGGUGGUGGUGGAGAACGUUCUUGAGGGCGACGAGUUGCGCACCGACUUGGAAGCAGUUGAGCGGAAGGUCGAGGAGCUUGGCGCCGACAACAUCCUGUGUGUCCAUUCGACAACGUCCUGCUUCGCCCCGCGAGUCCCUGACAGGCUGGAGGAGCUGGCCACUAUAUGUGCCAAAUACGACAUCCCCCACAUAGUUAACAAUGCGUAUGGCGUACAGUCGUCCAAAUGCAUGCACCUUAUACAACAGGGGGCUCGUGUUGGGAGAAUCGACGCCUUUGUCCAGAGCUUGGACAAGAACUUCAUGGUACCAGUAGGUGGCGCCAUAAUAGCAGGUUUCGAUGAGUCCUUUGUACAGGAGAUUAGUCAGAUGUACCCAGGUCGAGCUUCAGCCUCGCCCUCCCUUGACGUCCUCAUCACCUUACUGACUCUGGGAGCCAGCGGCUACAAGAAACUCCUGUCAGAAAGAAAGGAGAUUUAUUUGCUCCUGGCUCAGGAGCUGAAGAGUCUGGCCUCUGCACACGGGGAGAGAUUGCUUCACACCCCACAUAACCCCAUUUCACUGGCCAUGUCUUUGGAUGGUCUCCAGGCCGACAGCGACAAAGCAGUGACUCAGCUGGGCUCCAUGUUGUUCACCCGGCAAGUGUCCGGAGCCAGGGUAAUACCGCUGGGCAAGGAGCAGACCAUAAGCGGCCACACUUUCCACGGCUUCAUGUCGCACUCAGACGCGUACCCCUGCCCCUACCUCAACGCUGCCUCUGCUGUGGGCAUCACCCGAGAAGAUGUGACGCUGUGCAUCAAACGGCUCGACAAGUGCCUGAAGACCCUGAGGAAAGAGUCCAAUGUGGCCAAGAGCAGCUCCGUGGUGCCCCCAUCCCGCUGCGACGACACACCGGGAGAAUGACGCAACGAAAACGACAACAUUUCCAGACGUACACAAAAGCCAUUUUUAGACAUGAUGGAGAAUUGGGUCCUGCCUUUCACACAUGAACUACGCAGCAGGACAUUCUCAGACGUGUCCACAACAGCAAAGGAAUCUCCGGGGCGCUCAGGCGAGUUGUGGCGCAGCAGGCAGAGGCAGGAUGUAACGUAUAAAUUCCGCUGCAGAGAUCACAUGUUUUUGUUUAUCGCAGAUCGACACCGGCGUCGGCGCUUAUCACCAAAAGCUAUUUUGACAUCCUUGUCGGUGUCUCCUCCGUGUAUGGCACUUCUUUUUCAUCCUGAGAUACUUUACGUCUGUCGCGUGUUAGAAACGUCUUCAUCGCUCCAACUCACACACGGUGAAUCCUGCGGUCGUUCUCCUGCUGCGAUCUUACAUCAUCUCCGUGGGAGAUUUUGCUUGGGGGGGCUGGCCGCAGGAAAGUCCGGACGCUCUCAGUCGGACAUUUGUGUUCUCACGUGCAGCCCCUCCGUAAAAUGUCCGCAGAGUUCAGUGCAUGUCUGAAAGCAUCUUGAGGGAUUUCUGCUUAGUGUGAGCGUCUUGUGCCUGCGCUAACUCUGCGUGCGUGAGACACUGUAAGAAGGUCAAAGAUAUGAGCUCAGCAGCGAUGACACUGUGCAGGUGUUGGUAAAAAAACAACACAAGCUGAUGUCGCUGAAUAGUUCCCUGUUCUGUGGAGGUGUACUAAUUAUCAGCUGUUGUAAGGACAUGAUCUGCAUACAUAUGCAUCUCAGAAGCAGAGUCAUGCCACCGAUCUAAAAUUAGAACUAAACGUCCGCAAAGAUGUCAAAACAACUCCAAAAUUGUGUCAAUCGUUUUAAAAAGACUUCUAAUGUAUUAUGUACAAAUUUCGUAAAAGAUACCACAGUGCUGUAUAUUGAAUCUAAUAUUCAAUAAACUAUUUUGAACUGUA
This is a messenger RNA of Hippoglossus stenolepis (Pacific halibut), 2542 nucleotides long. RefSeq names its product Sep (O-phosphoserine) tRNA:Sec (selenocysteine) tRNA synthase (gene sepsecs). NCBI's taxonomy places the organism in Eukaryota, Metazoa, Chordata, Actinopteri, Pleuronectiformes, Pleuronectidae. Gene Ontology annotation, biological process: selenocysteine incorporation; conversion of seryl-tRNAsec to selenocys-tRNAsec. The record is from RefSeq and is a predicted model, not a curated record. The transcript is spliced from 12 exons. Gene Ontology annotation, molecular function: O-phosphoseryl-tRNA(Sec) selenium transferase activity; tRNA binding. Bases 136 to 1593 code for a protein of 485 amino acids.